This is a messenger RNA of Paramecium tetraurelia, 1152 nucleotides long. RefSeq lists its product as uncharacterized. NCBI's taxonomy places the organism in Eukaryota, Ciliophora, Oligohymenophorea, Peniculida, Parameciidae. Gene Ontology annotation, cellular component: cytoplasm; nucleus. The record is from RefSeq and is a predicted model, not a curated record. Gene Ontology annotation, biological process: endocytosis; signal transduction; peptidyl-serine phosphorylation. The transcript has 4 exons. Gene Ontology annotation, molecular function: ATP binding; protein serine/threonine kinase activity.
AUGAUAAUAAACCAGCUUCAUAAUCUUAUUAAUUUCUUGAAAAAAUUAGGGGAGGGUUCCUUUGGAUUUAUAUGGAAAGUCAAUCAUAUUGAGACUGGGCGCUUAUAUGCUUGUAAAUUAGUCAAAAAUUCGAUGAAAAAGGAGAAAACUUUACUUCAAAGAUUGAUAAAGAUCCUGCAUUUACUGUAAGGGAAAAAAGGUAACAAAUAAAGUAAAAUAGGCUUUACUCAAAUAAUCACAUCAGGUUAGGAUCAUAAGAAUACCUACUUUAGAAUGAAUUUAUUAGGAGACAAUUUAGAAUAAGUGAGAACAAAAUUUGGGAAUUUUAAUACUGCUACUAUAUUAAAUACAGGUUAAUAAAUGAUUCUGCUUCUUAAAGAGUUACAUAAUGCUCACAUUAUCGCAUAGAGAUAUUAAGUUAUUAAGUCUGAAAAAUUUGUAGUUCAUCAAGAGAAACUACAUCUAAUAGAUUUUGGACUAUCUAUUUCGGAAGGAAAACAUCUAGAAUUUCAAGAAAAUAAGGUUAUGAUAGGGAAAGCUCGUUGUGCUUCCAUAUACGCAUUGAAGGGAUACGAAUAAUCAAGGAGAGAUGAACUUGAAUCUGUUGUUAUUUACUAAUUUAUUUAUUCAAUGGAACUCUACCAUGGAACAAUAUUAAAGAUUUAAAGGAUGAAAGAUAUAUUUAAACCAGAGACCUGCAUAAAUUUGCCUCUUGAGCUCUUGAAGUACAUAAAAUAUGUUAAACAAUUAGAGUUUGAUUAAAAUCCUGAUUAUGAAUAUUUGGAAAAUUUGUUAAAAAAAGGGGAGGAUUUUACUCGAAGUCCUAAACUCUAAAUUUAAUAAAACCAGUCCUAAGUUAACCCUAAUUUAUUGAAUUUAUGGGUAUUGAGAAGGAACAGACAAUAAGAUAACACUAGUCGAAGGAUUAAAUUAGAAGAUCUAAGUUCCACAGGAGCUGACAUAAUGGAAGAGUUGGAUAAAGAUGAAGGAAUACAAUUAUAAAACCUAUCUGUUGACAUCAAAUAGCCAAAAAUACUAAAUAAAACAAGAACGGAAUAAGGUUAGAUUUUUGGUUUUGAGGCUAAGCUAAAAACGAAUUAAUUACCCAUUUCCUUACAAUAAUCAUUACGAUAUCUUUAAUAAUUUCUAUGA